This is a messenger RNA of Aspergillus eucalypticola CBS 122712, 1082 nucleotides long. RefSeq names its product glutathione S-transferase family protein. Bases 224 to 910 code for a protein of 228 amino acids. The record is from RefSeq and is a predicted model, not a curated record. The transcript has 4 exons. NCBI's taxonomy places the organism in Eukaryota, Fungi, Ascomycota, Eurotiomycetes, Eurotiales, Aspergillaceae.
CCCUCUAUCUCUAGCUAAAGUGCUUCUGAUGCGUUAGUGUAAACAUCUGCUCCACCACUCGGUAAACUAGUCUUCUUGGUGACCAGUGUAGCCUGGCCUUUUACUCAUAAUAGCCCUUGUUACUCGCAACGCCUCGUUGCUAUUGUCCUCACUACCAAUUCCAAGCGCCCUUGACUCUCAAUUCCCGAAAACGAAGCAAGAAAUAGAAUCCGGCAAUUCCAACAUGACGUCCUUGCAGCCCAUCAAGCUUUUCUGGCGAAACCAAGUACCCAAUCCCUCCAAAGUCCUCAUCAUCUUGGAGGAGCUUCACCUUCCUUACGAAUCCUCAUGGGUCGAACUCGACGGCCUGAAGACCAAGCCCUUCACCGACGUGAACCCUAACGGCCGAGUUCCCGCUAUCAUCGAUCCCAAUACCGGUCUUACUCUCUGGGAAUCAGGUGCCAUUGUCCAGUACCUCAUCGAUACAUAUGACAAAGACCACAGAAUUUCCUACAAUACAUUCCCAGAACAAUAUCAGUUGAUCCAAUGGUCUUACUUCCAGGCAUCAGGACAGGGUCCGUACUUUGGACAAUCCGCAUGGUUCAACCUCUUUCACGAGAAGAUCUACGGCGAAUCCCCCGAAAGCGCCAAGGUGCGCUACGGUGCUGAGGUCAAGCGUGUAGCGGGUGUGUUGGACUCUGUUCUGAAGGAGCGCGAUUGGCUCGUGGGUGACAAGUGCACGUACGCAGACCUGGCGUUCGUCAUGUGGAAUAUGCAGAUUGCGUUCUUCAUGGCUGGUCGUGAAGGCGAUCAGGCGUGGCGUCCCGAGGAGUUUCCUCAUUUCACACGGUGGCAGGAAGCCAUGCUGGCGAGGGAGUCGGUCAAGAAGGUGGUUGGGGUGUUGAUGGAUAAAGAGGUGAAGAGCCCUUGAUUAGAUGGGUGGUUUCGAUGAUAGGCGAAAUACAAGUAGUUGUAAUGUUCGCCGGUGAUAUCUUCGAUAAGUCUUGUUGGUUAUAUAUUUCUUUCCUAGGUACUAAUGCAGUUGUCGGUGCGAUGAACACACAAAGCGCGGUCACAGCUCCUUGUCAUCUUUACUAAACAAA